Messenger RNA from Heterostelium album PN500, 699 nucleotides. It is a transcript of the gene grpE, whose product is annotated as nucleotide exchange factor GrpE. The record is from RefSeq and is a predicted model, not a curated record. NCBI's taxonomy places the organism in Eukaryota, Evosea, Eumycetozoa, Acytosteliales, Acytosteliaceae. Gene Ontology annotation, cellular component: PAM complex, Tim23 associated import motor. The coding region runs from base 1 to 699 and encodes 232 amino acids. Gene Ontology annotation, biological process: protein folding; protein import into mitochondrial matrix. Gene Ontology annotation, molecular function: protein-folding chaperone binding; adenyl-nucleotide exchange factor activity; protein homodimerization activity. The transcript is spliced from 2 exons.
AUGAAUACUUUUGCUAAAACUUUAAUUCCAACUUUAAGAUUGGCAUCAAGAUCCAAUUUAAUGAGAACACAAUCAAAUAAUUUAUUUGGUUUGAGAAUGUUUGUUGAUCAAGCAGCAACAACAUCCUAUUUAAAUAGUCAAAGAUAUUUCUCCACUGAGAAUAAAGCAGCAGAGGAGAAACCAGCCACUGAGCAAGCUGAGGGAGAAAAGUCAGCUGCUGAACCAACAUUGGAAGAGCAAAUCGCCGACUUGAAGAAGCAACUCGAAGACAAACACACCCAACUUUUAUAUACUGCAGCGGAGCGUGAAAAUGUUCGUCGUUGGGGUAAGGAAGAGGUAGACAAGGCAAAGAAAUUCGGUGCACAAUCACUCACUAAAGAUCUGUUGGAGGUCGUCGACCAAUUGGAAUUGGCACUCGCUCAAUUCACCCCAGAACAACUACAGGCCAACAAAGAACUCAGCAAUUUAUACGAAGGUGUCAAGAUGACAGAGAAUCUAUUUUUGAAGGUCAUGGGUAACAACGGUGUCGUCAGAUUCGACCCAAUCGGUGAGAAGUUCGAUCCAAAUGUACAUCACGCUCUUUUCCAAGUUCCAGAUGCUUCGUGUGACGCUGGCACCAUUAAAACUGUAGUAAAGAAAGGUUUCAAAUUGAAUGAUCGUUUAGUUAGACCAGCUCAAGUUGGUGUAUCAAAGAAAUAA